CCUGGCUGGAAACCAUCUGCAGGAAACGGGGGAAGAGUGGAGUUUACAAACUCGGGUACUAUGAGUCUCUCUGUGCUGUUUCUUGUGUGCUUCUUCUAUGAAUCUCUCUGUGUUUCUUGUGUGCUUGGCAGGUCGCGCUCCUGUCAGGGAAGUAUCUAUGAGCGUGGCUCUAUUUCUGGAGACAUUUUUUUAGUUCUUUGAUUGUUUACAAACCUUAUAAUAUAAUUGAAUAUAUGCUUAUGCCUCCCCUGUUCUUCCGCGAAAGCCGUAGAUAGCAUGAUGAUGAUGUCGGGUUCAGUGUGGCAGUGACUAAAGAUGUAGUUGCCAUCGUCUUCUUACUUCGAUCGUGGUCUCUGUCAUCUUUAUCAUUCUUUAUUUCUGAUAAUUGAUUUUUUGACGCAUUUUUAUUUCUGAUUCAUCUCUGAAGCUGCCAUUUUUCCACUCGUGAAUCAGCUCCUUCCGGUGCAGCAACUAGUACGAGGUCGAGUCGGCCAGCUGCGAUCUUCGGAGAGACGAACCACGUGGUGGUGAUCGCCGAUCUCCUCCGCGACGCGGGAGGAAAGCCCACGCAUUGGAUUCUUUUCAACUCCUGGAAGCCUUGUCCAAGACUGAAAGUUGAGUACGGAAACAACCUUCUUGGACUUAUGGACGACGUCUACAAGCUUCGCGCAAACGUACCCAAGCAAGCUCUCGACUGGCUGAAGAAGCGAGG
Molecule: messenger RNA, 712 nt
Organism: Amoebophrya sp. A25
Lineage: Eukaryota; Dinophyceae; Syndiniales; Amoebophryaceae
Source: the annotation of a GenBank genome assembly